AUGUACUCGGAACCUCCUCCUCGAAAACAUUCAUGUCAAUUCACCAUGGCCACCCACUUCUCUAAGCUUCCGAUCGUGGACCUUGGAGGUUUACAACAAACAGAACUCUCAGCUGAUACUAUCGACAAUUUGAGCAGGCAGUUAUACAAUGUAUUCUCCACGACGGGGUUCGCGUAUCUGGUGAAUACGCCAUUGAGUUUCACCCAUGAGGAUAUAUUCGGCCUCACACGAGAAUUGUUCACUCUGCCGACGAACGAAAAGAUGCGACUCGCCAAAAAGUCUUUUCUCCCGGGACACCGGAACACGUACCGAGGAUAUUUCCCGGUGCAACCUCAUCUCGCAUCGGACAAUCUCAAAGAAGGGUUUGAGAUUGGGAAUCCUGCAGCUAGCUAUAGUGCUAUGGCAGAAGGGCAAAAGAUCAAUCUAUCCGAGCCCAAUGUGUGGCCUAGUACAAGCAACUUCAAUGGACAAGAGAAGCUUGAGCAGCUUUAUGGUGAACUCCAAGCUUUCGCCUCGCAGUUGUUGUCACUUCUAGCCGUGUCACUUGGGAAGGAUACUGGGUACUUUGCGCCAUGGCUGGACGAUUCGCUGUCGACAUUGCGUCUGCUCCAUUACCCACCAUCUGCGCGAAACGAACAGGAACACAAUCCAGACAAUAUAAAAUUGAGCUGUACUCCCCACACCGACAGCGGCAUUCUCACUCUGCUCACUCAAGAUUCCACCGGGGGGUUAGAGGUUCUCAACGCAGCUGGCGAUUGGGUUUCGGCGCCUUAUGUGCCCAACUCCAUUGUGGUCAACAUCGGCGACUUGAUGGCAAGGGUGUCAGGUGGACGAUUUACCGCCACGAUGCAUCGAGUACGGAGACCUAGUCCUAAGUCGGCGCCAGAAGAAGAAGAAGAGGGCGAGGUGGGACGUUUCAGCGUUCCUUUCUUCUUCGAGCCAGGCGAGGCAUGCGUUGUGGUGCCUGUGGACGGGGAUGCAGAGAGUGUUUUGUACGGCGAGCACGUGCGCAAGAAGAUGGCUACUUUUGUAGAGUUUCAAGAGGAUAGUGGAUACGAUACAGGCACGACGGAGUAA
Molecule: messenger RNA, 1077 nt
Organism: Periconia digitata
Lineage: Eukaryota; Fungi; Ascomycota; Dothideomycetes; Pleosporales; Periconiaceae
Source: the annotation of a GenBank genome assembly